This is a messenger RNA of Myxocyprinus asiaticus (Chinese sucker), 2955 nucleotides long. Its product is annotated as E3 ubiquitin/ISG15 ligase TRIM25-like. Gene Ontology annotation, molecular function: zinc ion binding. NCBI's taxonomy places the organism in Eukaryota, Metazoa, Chordata, Actinopteri, Cypriniformes, Catostomidae. The record is from RefSeq and is a predicted model, not a curated record. The transcript is spliced from 7 exons. Bases 249 to 1571 code for a protein of 440 amino acids.
GAGUGAGUGGGCUGGGCAAUUCUAUCUCUUAAUAAACAGAGAACAAAUCGUGAAAUAUCCACUAAAGAACGCUGAAUUGGGCGUACUUCCUUUCUGAAGAUCUCAGGUGAGACGCAGGUACGAGUGUGUCAUUAUUUACUGUUCCAACCAACAAGUGCAUUGGAGCAAAACAAAACUCUGAUAGAUUUCUUCAGGAGACCUAUUUAAUUCAACAAAAGCAGUACAGCUCCCACCGUCCUCACCUUAUCAUGGCUGCAUCUGCCGGUGACAGUGGCAUGCUGGAGGAAGAGUUGACAUGUCCCGUGUGUCUGGAUCUUUACCGUGACCCCCACAUGCUUCCCUGCGGCCAUAACUUCUGCCUGCCGUGCCUGCGUAGGCUCAAGAGCCGCUCUGACCGCGGCCGUUUGCGAUGCCCGGAGUGCCGUCAAAGCCAUAGGAGCUCCGCCAACUGGCAGAAGAACUUCAAGCUGGCCAACAUUGCUGACAGUUUCCGGCAACGCGGCCAAUCGGAGUGCUCCAACCAAAGCCAGAGCGACUCUUCUCGCAGACUGGCUGAGGUGCAUUGCGAUUACUGCCCAGUGGAGGCUGGCGAAGAUAGGAAAGGUGGUAUGGCGGUGAAAACCUGCCUGAAGUGUGAGGUGUCAAUGUGUCCAAAGCAUCUUCAACCUCACCUGGAGCUCCCGGCAUUCCGAGAACACCCGCUGGUGGAGCCACUGGAUGACAUGAGGAAAAGGAAGUGUGUGGAACAUGACGAGAUGUUCCGCUACUACUGCUUGGACGAACGACUGUUCCUCUGUAACGCCUGCACCAUAGAGGGAACGCAUGACAGACAUUCCAUCAAAACUCUGAAGAACGCCAUGAAAGAUCUUAAGGGAUAUCUUGACAUUCAGCUGCUCAAGGCAAACAGGAAGAUCAGAAGGGUGCACAAAACCCAUCAGGAACAAAAAGAAAUUGAACGGCAGAACAAGGUGUACCUGGAUGAUACAGACCAGCACCUGCACACUUUCCGAGAGAUUUCCAUCGCACAUCUGGAUGCGUUUCUCUCAUCGCUGCGCGAGUGUGUCAGCACGUAUGAUGUGGAGCAGUGUUCUGGACUCCAGCAGAAUCUGAGCCGGAUAGCACAAGAUCAGACUCGUCUGCAGGAGGUCCACGUGGGCCUUGAGAGGCUUCUACAGGAGAAUGACCCAUUCCAGUUCAUUAGGGAUUACAAUUCAUCGGUGAAAAGGUACCGGAGACAGCUGAUAAAGCCUCUGUUCCUCCCUGAUGAGCCCACAGUCGACAAUGAGCCACUGUAUGAAACUAUGGAAGGAAAGAUGGGGGAUUUCAUUGCUGAAAUGCGGCAGCACACCACCACACUCAUUAACACAGUCUGUGAAUUUGAUGGUGGAGAUGGUGAGGAGGAUGAUGAUGAAGAAGAAGAGGAAGAUGUUGAAGACAGCUUCGAUGAAGACAAUGACAGCAGCAGUGAUAUAGAGGGUGAGGAGGAGAUGAGGAAUGAGGAAGAAGAAGAGCAGAACCACAGCGAGUCAGCAGAUGAAGAGUACACUCCAGAGGAGGAAGAUGAUGAAUAGUACUGCGCUGCUGUCACUCUCUUUAGUUUACAGAGCCAAAGACUGACCUCAAACCAGCCACAAUCUCAUGUGUUCUCACACAGUGCAUUUAAGAUGCACUGGACUGCCAUUUGAAGUGUGAGUCUCUCUGUGUGUGUGUCUGUCUGUCUGUGCAUGCACAAAGAGAGUGAGAGAGAGAGGGAGACAUAUUUUUGGUAGAAUGUUUAUAUUGUUAUUUAAGAAGAGAAUAAGAACGAAAUGUAUCAUGAAAAAUGUAAUUCCACAAUGUCAGUUUGACAUGAAUUCUAGCCAUGAAGUGAACAUCUGUCAGUAUAUUUAAGAGAAUGGCUUGUGUGUUGAACUAGAGAUAUAAAAAUAAAUAAAAAUAGUUUAUAUGUUUUUGACAGUAUUAUUUGUUUGAGGGAAAAUAAAAAAAUAAAUUCCAGUUGGACAUGUUUAAAAGCUCAGGGUAUGAAUGUUAACAGUUGGCACUUUGGGAUUGGCUUAAUUUGGACUUUAUUUUGGUGAUUUGGUGGUUUUCUUUUUCUUGUUUUUCUGUCAAGACGUUUUAAAAACAAAAAAAAAAUAAUUUUAGUGUCUUUUCAAGAAGAGGUGAUGUGUUGGGAAAUAAUAUGCAAUAAAGUAGAGUUUAUUUAAUAACAAUUGCGUGGUGCAAUUUAAUUUAAUUAAUUACUUUUUUUUUUUUUUAAACAUCCUGGACAAUAUUUUAUCAGUACAGGAGCUUUAAAUCAGCUUCUGUCUGCCUAAAUUAUUAAAAUUAAGUGAAAUAAUCAGAGUUUUAAUUGCCAAAGUGUUUAAUUUUUUUAUUUAUGAGCUUUUGUCUGCAGUGAUAGAAAAAAUGAUUUAUAAAAACAUUUUUUUUUUUAUUUAUUUUUUUAAUAUUUGAACUUGUUAGUAAUAAAUAUUUCAAUUCGUGCAAUCCAUUGGAAAAUGUUACGAUUGUAUUGUCCACAACAACAAGUCAGCACUACAUUGCUUUUGCUUAAAUUGAUCCAGGAAUUUCUUGACCAAAUUGGAGAAAAACAGUGUAACAGCACAUGAAACAAUAGAGGGUGACUGUGGUCCAUACUUAGUGUUCCAAACCAGGUCUCUACUAAAUACUGUAUGGUCAAAGAUAACCAGAAUUUGUGUGUUGGUUAUUUCUGUAAAUGUGUUAAUCUCAGUUCUUAUUUGGAUUAGCGCCGUGGUUAUGGUUGUGUACAUGUAUGUGGUUGUGCAGCCCUCACACAUUUACACCCCCAUACAUGGAGACAUUCCCAGGUCAUAUUUCACCCUAAAAUCAAAAAUUAAUUGUAUUUUCUUAACAAAUGUCAAGCCUAUUUUUAGGACCAUUAUGAUUUAUUGCACUGUGAAAUUACGUUCAUUUAAAAAAAAUAAACAAUUG